Messenger RNA from Tympanuchus pallidicinctus (lesser prairie-chicken), 2889 nucleotides. It is a transcript of the gene RNF44, whose product is annotated as ring finger protein 44. Lineage: Eukaryota; Metazoa; Chordata; Aves; Galliformes; Phasianidae. The record is from RefSeq and is a predicted model, not a curated record.
AUGGCGGCGGAGCGUGACACGCCUGGUCACGUGGGUCGGCGCGCGCCGCGCCGCCCGCUCGCUCCCCCUCUCCCCUCCCGCCAGGCGCGCGCGCCCCCGGGGCCUCCGAGUGUUGUGCCUCGGCCCGGUGCGUGCCGCCGCGCCUUAAAGGGGCCGCACCCCGUACCCGCAUCCCGGCGGCGGCAGCCACGGCCCGCCCGCCCCGAGCCGCGGUUAACAAAGAGGCACCGGAAACGGCGGCGGCGGCAGGGAGGGGGCCGGCCGGCCGGGAGGGAGUGGGGGGGGGGGCAGGCCCGGGCCCGGCGUCGGCGAACAAAGAGCGGCGGGAGGAGGCGGGGGCGCCGCAGCGGCUCCCGGAGCGCGGCCCCGGCCGGCAGUGCAGGAUCCAAGGUGCUGGUGUCUUGCCCUGCCUGGAGCCUGAGGUCCUGCGUGCUCAUCCGCCUCCCGACGUCACCAAUGCGACCAUGGGAACUGGCAGUGAAUAGGCGGCCUCCCUCUGCCCCUUUUAACCAACGUCGUUUCUCAGGGGGACCCUGCAGCAGCCCUGACCACCUCCGGCGAAGCCCCCCUGCCAGGCGUCAGUGGGGACGACGCGACCGACCUCUGGCAACCCUGCUGGGCCAGGAUGAGACCCAGCUGCACCCUGCCUUCCCCCAGCAGCCGCACAUCCCUGUAGAUGAGCCCCGCGCCUACGCUCUCCCCAGCACACCGCCACGAAUGCUGCACCCGGCCGCUCACCCACCCCACCAGAACCCAUUCAUGGUGGAUCUUCAUGACCAGGUGCACCAGGGACCUGUCCCUCUCUCCUACACGGUCACAACCGUUACGACGCAAGGCUUCCCCAUCCAUACCAGCCAGCACAUCCCUGGGUGCAGCACCCAGCAGCUCCCAGCAUGCUCAGUGAUGUUCAGUGGACAGCACUACCCGCUCUGCUGCCUCCCACCCCCGUUGAUCCAGGCAUGCGCCAUGCAACAGCUCCCGGUCUCCUACCAGACGUUCCCUCCAAUCAUCUCCAGCGACCAUUACAUCCUGCACCCGCCCCCGCCGCCAGUGCCCCCCCACCAACCGCCCCACAUGGCUCCCUUGGGGCAGUUUGUGCCUCUCCAAGCCCAGCACCCACGAAUGCCUCUGCAGAGGAUAGACAAUGAUGUGGACCUGCGAGGGGAGCAGCACCCCAUCGCCGGCUUCACGUACCCCCCGUCCCACCAUGCUCCCACGCUCUCCCCCUCCGUGCCGCUGCAUUACCUCCCCCACGACCCGCUGCACCAAGAGCUGCCAUUCGGCGUGCCAUACCCCCACAUGAUGCCCCGGCGGCUGAACACCCAGCGGUACCGGCUGCAGCAGGCGCUGCCCCCCCCGCCGCCCCCUCCACCGCCCCCUCCGUACUACCCGAGCUUCCUGCCCUAUUUCCUCUCUAUGCUUCCCGUGUCGCCGACGGCCGUGGGGCCCACGAUCAGCCUGGACCUGGACGUGGAUGACGUGGAGAUGGAGAACUACGAGGCGUUACUGAACCUGGCCGAGCGGCUGGGGGAGGCCAAGCCACGGGGACUCACCAAAGCAGACAUCGAGCACCUCCCGUCCUACCGCUUCAACCCUGAGAGCCACCAGUCCGAGCAGACCCUGUGCGUUGUGUGCUUCAGCGACUUCGAGGCCCGGCAGCUGCUCCGCGUCCUGCCCUGCAACCACGAGUUCCACGCUAAGUGUGUCGACAAAUGGUUAAAGGCGAACCGCACGUGCCCCAUCUGCCGGGCGGAUGCGUCGGAGGUGCAGCGGGAGGCGGACUGAGGCGGGCGGGCGCCGUGCCGCACAAUUGGUUACAGGAUGAGGACGUCGGGCCAGGGGCGGGGGCCGCUGCCCGCUGCCAGGGCCCGGCCGUGCGCUUACCCCCCUCCCCAGAGCCUCUCCUCGGAUGCGGUGAGCGCUGAGCAGCCCGGGCUGCGGCCAGCCCUCCUCCUCCGCCGUGGCUCGGAGCGCUGCGGGGCCGAAUGGUGUUUGCUGGUGGCGGCCGCCCGUGUCCUCCGCACUGCAAAGACGCUGUCGUCGCUCCAUCACUUUCCAGGUCUUUGUACUCCGCUAGGGAUUAUUAUUUCCCCCCCGCCCCCCGUUUCUCUUUUGUUUUGUUUUUAGGGUAGGUUUUUUUUUUUUUCUUCUUCCGUUUCCUUUUCCGUCGCGUUUCUUUGGUCCUGUGGCCGCUCUUCCCCUCGGCGGUGGGAGGAGGGCGGAGGGCGCACCGUAGCCGGGUGCCGACGGGCCCGGGGCCGACGUGGGGCCGCUCCCCACCGCUCCGUGUCCUUCCCAGGCGGGAGGACGGCCCCGGCCCCGAGCCCCGCUCACUCCGAGGCGGUCGGGCCCGGCGGGGAGCUCAGCGUGGAGGCCCGGUUCGCCCCCCGGGCUCCCGAGCGCCUCAUCCUGCGGGCCGGGCGGCGCGGCGCGGCGCGGGGUUUUGCCGCGACCUCGCGGUGGUUUCUGCCGCUCGGCGCCGCCCUGGCGAUGCGCCGGCCGUCCCGGCGGUGCGGCCCGAGUCAUUUUGCAUGAUUAAUUAGCGAGGAGGGGGGGGGCGGGAAGGAGGGUCGCUCCCUCCCCGCGUUGCCGACGCCUGGGAGGCUCCGCGCGCGGCCGCCAGCCCUAUGUAAAUGUUCACAAAUAUGCAUGCAUGUCUGACCAGCUUGGAACGUGGUCUUGGCUACGUCUAGCCGGCUGUGGGGUGAGGGGGGUGGGGAGAGGGGUUUUUGUGCUCAGCUGAUACUGCCAUGCACUGUACUGCACAUGUCCGCAACGCCACUGCAGGACCGUGAGGCUUUCAGGGCCGUCCCCGCGGCGGCGUGUGCAAGGGGCCGCUCCCCGCGGGGCGGGGCCGGGCGGCGGGGCUGGGCCCCGGCUGCGAAGGGU